Molecule: messenger RNA, 5520 nt
Organism: Zootermopsis nevadensis
Lineage: Eukaryota; Metazoa; Arthropoda; Insecta; Blattodea; Termopsidae
Source: RefSeq, a predicted model, not a curated record
UCGCCUCCACGUCAGUGCAGCUCAAGCUCAGUCGCAGACCGGACACAGUCUGAGAUCUACCCCGAAGCGACCGACUUCUGUUUAAAAGGAGCGAUGACUGAGGCUGACUCCUUGCCCGCCGACAUGAAGCUGUCCUCACUUCAAGAUCCUGGCGACCGGUAUAAGCUGGGGGACUUACUGGGCUCCGGGGCCUACUCAGAGGUUUUCGAAGCCACGGACCAGAACUCCGGUGGCAAGAAAGUGGCUAUAAAGAUUCUCACGGUGUCUUCGGACACGGUGGAGGACCUGCACAGUGAGUACAAAAUCUUGAGACAGCACUCCGGUCACCCCAGCCUUCCGGAUCUCUACGGGGUCUACCUCAAGAAGGCAGAAUCACGCUCCGAGAAUGACAAACUCUGGUUCGUCAUGGAGCUUUGUGGAGGCGGACCUGUGACUGAUUUGGUCCGAGGAGUGAACGAGGAAAAUCGGCGAAUGAGGGAGGAACACAUCGCCUACAUUCUCAAAGAAAUAAUUAAGGUUCUGGUCCAUCUCUACGACAACAACGUGAUCCACAGAGACGUUAAGGGCAGCAACGUACUUCUCACCAAAGAUGGAGAAGUUAAACUGGUGGACUUCGGUCUGUCAAGGUCUCUGAAGAGCAACCGAGACAAGCUUAGCUCUUGCCUGGGGUCUCCGUGCUGGAUGGCACCGGAAGUCAUCGUGAGCGGCUUCACGGAGGGCGAAAAUGCGUACGACAGCCGCGUCGACGUCUGGGCUCUCGGUAUAACGGCUAUUGAGUUGGGCGACGGAAAAGCUCCUCUCCAGGGCCUCCACCCCACCCGGGCCUUGUUUCAGAUCUUGAGGAACCCCCCGCCCCGUUUGUACCGCCCCGCCAACUGGUCCCAAGAAUACAACGACUUCAUCGCAGAGUGCCUUGAGAAGAAUCCUGAGCACAGACCCUACAUAACGGAGUUAUUGGAGCAUCCGUUCAUCACAGCAGUUCCUGAAAAUGAUUAUCACCUAUCAAUGGAACUGAAGAUUCUAAUAGAAGACUUCGCCAGGAUAGGAAAAUCGACUCGUAAAAUGGAAGUCGCCAUCAGGAACGGUUGCUUAAAAACAGGGCUGUCGCCAACACCGGAAGUGAUGCGCCUCGAAGACCUGGCGGCGAUGGAGACGCUAAGUGAAGACUCGAUCCUUGCAGAACUGCACGAGCGUCUCAAGCAAGGGCAGUGCCACACUUUCGUGGGCGACGUGCUGCUGGUGCUAACACCCAACGAGAAACAGACCAUUUACACUGACGAGUUCCAUGCCAAGUAUCAGAUGAAGGCCAGAUCGGACAACGCGCCGCACAUCUUCUCGGUGGCGGAUCGAGCCUACCAGGACAUGCUGCACCACGAGGAGCCUCAGUAUAUCCUGCUGGCUGGGGAGACGCUCUCCGGCAAGACCACCAACAUGGCGCAUCUGCUGAGACAUCUCUUGUUCCUUGGACAGAGUCCAAACAAAAUUGGUGACAACGUGGAGAAAGCGAUGCAGAUCGUUGAUGCCCUGAGCAACGCGGCUACACCAUUCAAUCCAAACUCGACACGACACCUGCUGCAACUUGAGCUCACCUUCACGGCGACUGGCAAAGUGAGCGGCGCUGUACUCUGGCUGUACCAGCUGGAGAAAUGGCGGAUCACUACUCCACACAAGGGACAAGCCAAUUUCCAUAUAUUUUAUUACUUUUAUGAUGCCAUGGAAGCUACAGACCGUCUGGAACGCUACGACCUAGAUGCCGGCCGCGCGUAUCGUUACCUCCGCACGCAGGCAGCAGAUAACUGCGAUGAAAAUAUUUCAGGAGUUAGAGAAGAUCCUCGAGGAAAUGUGGUGAAGUUUCAAGAGCUGGAACAACACUUGCUUGAUCUAGGUUUCCAAGACGACCAGAUGGACACCGUCUGCGGCCUGAUUGCUGCCAUUCUCAAUCUCGGGGAAGUGCGGUUCAAGCUGGGCCGUGAGGAAGAAGCAGAACUCGAAAACCCAGAAGUAGCCACGAAAGUGGCCCGGCUGUUGGGAGUAGAUGAGGAGAAGUUCUUAUCGGCCCUUACCAACUGCUGCACGAUUCAGGAAGGAACUGCAGUAGGGCAAAGGCACACACCACUGGAAGCUGAGGAAGCUAGGGACGCCCUCGCUUGCGGCAUCUACUUCAGGCUUGUCGACUGGAUCAUUAAUGUUAUUAAUCAAAAACUGUUUUUCACAAGAGCAAUCUUCAGUGACAAGUACUCUAUCACUUUGAUGGACCUGUGUGGUUUCGAAUGCUUCGGGAAGAAUGGUUUGGAACAGCUGUUCAUCAACACUCUGAAUGAGCAGUUGCAGUACCACUACAAUCAGCACGUCUUUGCAUGGGAAAUGGAGGAGCAGGAAGUGGAGAAUAUUCCAGCCAAAGUGCUAAAUUAUUAUGACAAUAAGCCUACUGUGGAUGAGUUAAUGGCUAAACCAGAUGGUUUAUUUCAUUUACUGGAUGAAGCCAGCAGGACCAACCAAAGCUCUGACUUCAUACUCGGUUUGCUGGAAAGUUCUGGGAAGAGUUCCAACCUUAAAGUUCUCAAUGGACAUGAAUUCAGCAUUGCCCACUACACAGGCAAAGUGUUAUACGACGCUAAGGAUAUGAUCGGCAAGAACCGAGACUUCCUGCCCCCAGAGAUGGUAGAGACAUUGCGCCUGUCCUCCAAUGAUGUGGUGAAACUUCUGUUCACCAACCAACUGUCAAACACUGGCAAUCUCAUCAUGUCUGCUGAAGACUGUGGCUUCAUCACCAACAUGAAGAAUCGUUGGGGUACUGCCCUCAUGGCCGGUAAUGCUUGCAGAGCCAGGAAGUACCUCACUGAGUCACAGAGCCAGUUCUCCCAGACAGGGCAGAUGAGGACAGCAGCCACGACAUACCGAGGAACAAGUCUGGAGGUCCUGCGAGGAGCAGGCAGUGGCAGCAGUCACUUUGUUCGGUGCAUACGCACCAACCUGACGGGGCAGCCUGGCGACUUCCACCAUGAAAUUGUGCGCCAGCAACUGAGGGCCCUUGCCGUGGUCAACACAGCCCAGGCCAGGCAGAAGGGAUACCCAUAUCGCAUUCCAUUUCCUGAAUUUAUCCGCAGGUAUAAAUUUCUGGCUUUCAACUUUGAUGAGACAGUGGACGUCACCAUGGAUAACUGCCGAUUGCUUCUCGUGCGCCUCAAACUGGAGGGCUGGGUUAUUGGCAAGAGCAAAGUUUUUCUCAAGUAUUAUAACGAGGAGUAUCUUUCCAGGUUAUAUGAAAUCCAGGUGAAGAAAAUCAUAAAGGUGCAGGCUCUGAUGCGCGUCUUCUUGGCGAAGAGGAAGUUGAAGUUCCGUGAACAUUCUGGUAAACAGGAUUCUACCACUACAGAACAGACAGCACCCCAUACCUUUGAUUACGCAAGAGCGGGAGAUGGCAAGAGCGUACAACAGAGUUCAAAAUCCAGUUCCGAACUGACCGAGGAAAAGGCUUCUAUCAUCAUCCAGAAACGAAAACUGGAUGUAAACACAAUGAAAUUUAUACUCGAGUACUACAGAAGAUGGAAAGCAAAAACCAUAUUUCAAGUGCUGCUUAUAUACCGUGCUGCCAGACAACAGGAUCUGGUCUACCUCUCCCAGCAGAUCCACUUAUAUAACCAAAGUGCCAUGAGUGGAUUGGAUAAAUGCAACAAGGUGUCCGUACUGCUGGAGCGAGUUGAAUGCGGAGCUCAUGCGUCACUUGUCCUCGGCAAACAGCGCCCCACCGUCUGGAAACUGCCCUUCCAUCUUCAGCAAGACUUCCCUUACUUUGAAACUACAAAUCUCAAUGAUCCUGUUACUUCAGGGCUAGAACCUUCAAAGCUUACUGAAGAUACUGAAGAAAAAUGGGACGCACCACUUCAGCGAGGAAAAUUUGCACUACAGAAAAAAGGAAGGCUAGUUGUCAGUUUCAAAUAUACUGAAAAUUGGGACACAAGUUAUGAAAAAUUGUGUUCCUUAAGACCUUAUUCAGGAAAUGGGAAAAAUAAUAAGGGAAAAGACAACAGUAGUGAACCCAGUAAAUUUAAACUUCAUUACUUUGCAGCAAUACAGCGACAGUGUAUAAGAAUAAACAUGAAAAAACUUCAUAUGGAAAAAAUAAUUACACAUUGCAUUAUUCUGUAUGUUAAAGACAAGGAGGUACAGACUGGUUUCUCUCCGAGUCCAGUAGAGCAUUUCAUACACAUGCCAUUCUGCAGGGAUCCAAGGGAAAUUGCUUCAGAAAAAUCAAUCUUACAACCAGAGCAACACUGUGCAAAUAGUAACCAGCGUUAUCCAUCUCAGAGAACAGAAAGUCCAAUGCAAUCCUUACAGUACACAUGUACAAAGGGUUAUGGCUACAAGAAGACAGAAGUUUACAAUCCUGGAAAAGCCAGGCGCCUUGAGAAACAGAGACAAGAGCUAGACAAUCACUCGAGGAAAUGGGAGAAUAGCAACAUACUGCAGAAUAAAACUCCAGAGGGUAUCCAGAGAAAUACCGUAUCACCAACACUAAAACAAACAAAAAGGAGCCCAAUGAAUAUCUCCAACAACAGAAAUUCACAAAAUGUUGAAACAAAAACAGAGUUAAGACGAUAUUCCGAAGAUAACAAGUUGGAAUCUACAAGUACCACAAAGAGAAAACAAUCAAGCACUUUAAAAAAUAAAGACAAUAGUUACGAGGCCAAUGAGAACUAUAAUCCUGGAAAACGCGGUGGUGGGACUGACUACUCUAACAACCCCAUAGUUGAAAUGGAGAUGAAAGGCAAGCAAUCACGUAACACAAAGGACACAGAUACACCACCAUUCAAUUUCCAGGCAAUGUUACGAAAAACUAAUAUUAAUCGGGCUUCCCUGAGGAGAGCUCAUGACGCAGUAUCAGAAGCUACAACCAAAGAAAUCUCUGAACAGAGAAACAACAAAAACAGUUCGACAAAUGGUGAAAAUAACACUAGAUCCAGGACCAACAGCACACACAGACAUAAUCGUAUAACUCCUGCAUCUAGUUUAAGCAGGUCCGACCCAAAAGAAUCUUGGAACGAAUACGAACACCGGAGUACAAAUAACACAAAGAGCUCUCAGAGUGAAAGUGAAGAGCAGGGCAAAUAUAAUUCCAUUUUAUAUUGGAGUAAUUGUGAAAGCAAUUCAGAUUCCAAGAAACCUUCGAUUGAAAAUUAUCAACGCAGAUCUGACCUCAACAAAUCAGAGGCUGAAAAUGAGCGAAAGGGUAAGGCCAGUUCCAGUAAGUCUUCAUAUAAAAUUGAACCAUGUGAGUCAGAGUUCAUGAAGUCUCAGAAUAAGAAUGAACAGCGUGGGAGAAUUGAUUCUAAGAAAAUUCUGUCAGAAAAUAAGCAACCCGGCUCAAAGAAUGUAUCCAAUUUAAAAAAUUCAUUCAAUGAAUAUGAAAAUAACAGCUGUACAAGAACCAGAGAACAAUGGAAGAACAAAACAGAAAUAACAAGUACAACAGAACUGGUUCCGGGUCUAAUCAUACAAGGACAAGUCACAGAUCUAUAG